Messenger RNA from Bursaphelenchus okinawaensis, 4562 nucleotides. The record is from the annotation of a GenBank genome assembly. Lineage: Eukaryota; Metazoa; Nematoda; Chromadorea; Rhabditida; Aphelenchoididae.
AUGAGUGGAAAGUAAGCUAAGGUCGGUUUAAAACAAUGAAUAACUUGCAAAAUCGUUUCAGAUACGCUCGGAAACGAAAACACGGUCUUGAUGAAGAUACGUCUCACGAAAGCCAUGGGUAAGUACUUUAUUUUGGUUUGUGUGUUUAGAAAAGGAAUUAGAAUCUAAUAUGGACUAGGCUUGAGAUAUUGAGUUACACUGCUGAUGUUGGUUAUGCUUUUAGUUAUAUCUCAGCGGCCUUAUAAGAUAAGCUUGUAAAAAAUUUUUCUUAGCUAAAACAGACAUUGUUUUUGAUUUUAUGAAAGCUUUGGGCAGUUUGUAAUUAAAAUUAGCGAAAUAUGCGCAACAGAAUAUUGUACUAGACAUCAGAACGAAAGGUUUUUGUAAAACUUGAUAUUUUGCGGUUUUAAUUAGAUUUUUUGCAAUUUUAAUAUCUAUAGUACUUUCUCUAUCUUUUAGAGAGUCAAAACGUCGUUCAUCACGACGAUCUCCGCCAAAAUCCUCGAAGAAAGACGAAGCUGAAGAGGUGUCGAUCGAAGAAACGAAUCGUAUUCGUGCUGAACUUGGCUUGGCCCCUUUGGAAGUCGAAGAUAAAACAGCCAAUGGAAAUGCAGAAGAUGCUGACGAUGAUGGGGAAGACGGUGAAAAGGUUUACAACAUUGAUGGAGUUGAGAUUCAUCACAAGAAAGCCGAAAGUUUAACAAAUAAGAAGGAGCAAGAAAAGUUAAAAGAGAAGAUUGCUGUACAAAAAGAGAAACACAAGAUCUAUAAUAAGGUGCUGAAGGUGAAGAAGGGGUUGGCGGAUUCUGAUUCGGACGAGGAUGUAGAUUCAUGGCUGGAUAAAAGUCGGAAAGCGGCCGAGAAGUUUGAUGAAAUGGACGAAAUUGCAGAAAAAGCAGCUGAAGAAGAGGUAGGACUAUGUUUUAAUGGUUUUAUAGACUUUUUUCCCCUGAUACGAGUAAAUCCUUAUAGAUAAGAUAACUUAAUUUUGAUAAAACUUUCUUUUUAGAUGAAAAAAAUCAAAGCCAAGCCCAAAAGAAUCAUAAAGUCUCAAUCAGGAACUGGCAAUCUUCUUAUUGGCCAUUCAAAAGAAGCGUUUGUUGAUGGAUCCGAAACAAUUUUGGUUCUAGAAGAUCGGAACGUGCUUGAUGAUGAUGGAGAAGAGGUUCUCAUCAAUCCGAAUCUAAUUGACAAUGAAAGACACAAAAAGAAUGUGGAGUUGAGGAAACAGAAGAAGGACUACAAUCCAUACGAAGAUGAAGAGGUUGAUGAAUUUGGAAUGACCAAGAAACAGCAAAUCUUGUCGAAAUAUGACCGAGAUAUGGAUGAACCUGUCAAAAGAGAGACGUUUAGAUUGGGUAGGGUGAUCUUGAGGAAAAAUUUUUUUUGAAAUAAAAAAAAAUAUAUAUAUAUUUGGAAAAAUAGGUAAUAAUUCAAAUUUUUCAGACGAAGAAGGAGGUUACGACUUGGACAAAGAGGAACGUGAACUGGAAAUGAAGCGGAAACUUAUGAUGGCUAACAAGAAGUUUGAAACCUUAGAAUCCUCUAAAUACACAUUAGCUCGGGAAUUCUACACAGAAGAAGAAAUGGUAUCAUUCAGGAAGCCAAAGAAGUUGAAAAAGGACAAAAUGAGGAAGAGAAAGACGUUAAAAGCAUCCGACAUUCAACCAGAAGCGGAUGGCGAUGGUGAAGCUGAGAAACGUGAAAAGUAAGGGAUUUUUUGAUUUUUUAUUGAUGUUUAGGUAACAUAGAAGACGGUGCGAAUUAUGAAGAAGCUUUUAAGGACAAAUUUAUGGGGUUUUGAUAACAAAAUCUUAUUGAAAAUGGCAAUUUUUAAGAAAAAUACAUGAUUUUUGAUGUUUACCUGAAGAAAAAUGAAAUUUUAAAAUAUUGUAGUAGAUAAAAUUUAGUAAUAUUGAUUUUAAAACAACACUACGAUAAUGUUAUUUCAGAGCCAAACGAUUAGCUGCACGUCGUCAAGCUGAAAAUGAAGAUACGAAUGGCAAACUGGGCGACUUUAAGGAAAUAAAACAAGAUGAAGAAAUGGAAGAAGGCGAGGUACCAGACGAGAAACCACAAGUGAAAAUAGGCGGAAAAUGGAAGGAAAACAAUCGUGCUAGUGUGGAUAUUAACAAAUUGAAAAGUUUGUCGGAAAAAAUUGGCAAAAUCAGCGAUAGUGAGGACGAGGAAAGCGACGACGACGGUAGGUCGAGGGCGUUGUGUAAUAUUUUUUUUUGGAGUGUAAAAUAUGUUAUUCAAAGGAGCGUUAGUGAUGCAAAAGGUGGAAAUAAAGCUAUUGAAGGUACUUAAAUUUAAAAUUAAGGUUGAUUUUAUUAAAAAAUCAAGUUUUAAGCAUUUGAUAUUAAGUACGAUGGUCAAGUGAGGGUAUGUUAAUAUAAAUUGAUGUCUUGAGAAAGCUAGUGAGUCUAGGCAUUUAAUAUUGUGUUUGUAUGUACUUUAUUAAAGGUAGAAUGCAUUUAUAUAUAAAUAUUCAAGUUCGGAUGUUUGAAUAUUGAUCUACGAGCUUUAAAUAUUAAGGAUGAUGUUCAAGUGCGGUAGGUUAAUAUAAAUUGAUGCUUAGAGAAAAGUUGAUAGUCUAGUGAAGCAAUUUUGAGUUAGUGGGUACUAUAGCCUAUUUAGAACACGAUUAGGUAUACGAAUUAGCGUUAGUUUUGUUCAAAAAAUUCGAAUUCUAAGCUUCUGAUAUAAAGGAUGAUCAUCAGUCGAGGUACAACAAGAUAAAUUGAAGAACUGUGUAAAAUUUGAUUUGAUUCUUGUUAAAAAGGAUUUUCAAAUAUAACCAAGAUCUUUUUUCAGAUUUUUUUGGUGGAGCCAACAUUGGCGGUGUCAUAUUGGACGACGAAGCCGAAGACGAACUCCAGGCCGCGUUGGAAAAGUCGCGAAAACUGAAUCAAACUCAAGAACUCAAGUCUACAGAUCGAUGGAAACAGGAACUGUUGAAGCGGAAAAUCAAAAAAGAAGAACCAGGAAGCAGCGACGAAGAAGAGGACUUUAUUUUACCGUCAAGCUCCAAAGGCCUGGUUAUCGACCACACGGCCGAAAGCUACAAAGCCAUCGGAGAAGUACUGUCAUUGGGCUUGGCUGGCAACAGGGAUGAUCAUGUAGAUUAUUCGGAAAUCAAACAAGAAGAAGAAGAAGUGAAGAAACAAAAAGUGGAGGAAGCUCAAGUCUCGGAUUCGGAUUCAGAAGUCGACCAAGACGAAGAAGAUCUAGAGUCGAGGAAGCUGGAGCAACGACAAAUUGAGCUGGAAAGCCGGAUGGGCGACUUUGACGAUGAUGAGCGGCCAAAAUGGAAGGAGUUUGGGGAUCAACAGCCGGAAAGCAGCAAAAAGGAGCGGAAGGAGAGGAAGAAGAAGGAUGAGGUAGGGGUUUACGGGGGAUCUCACUCAAAUUUUAAAAAACUUGACGAAGUUUCUGGGGAACUGGGCGUAGGGGAGAUGAAGGGCGGUUAUUUUUGUAUCACAAGGACAAAUAUAACUGGUUUUAUCUAAAAAAUAAAAAAAAUUGUUAGGAAAAAAAUUCACAGGGGGGGCCAAGUUCAACUUUUAAAAAUUUUUUUUAUUUUUUGGGGAUUGUGUGCGGGAGACGUGAAUAAUGAUGUCUUUGUAUCACAAGGGCAGCAUGUAGUCUGUUAUACCCAAAGAAUUUAAAAAAAAAUUUUUUGACAGAAAUUUACAGGGGAGACCAAGCUGAAUUUUUGAGAAUUUUCAAAUUUUAAAAAUUGAUUUUAACAGCGAAGACAAAAUAAAAUAAACUGCUUUUUUAGGAUGACGGUGUUUAUGGAGCCGACUACCAAAACGUGCUGGGCGACGAACGUGAUGUGACAAAAGGCGUUGGCGCCAUGUUAAAAAUGGCAGCGGAAAGAGGAUACUUGUCCAAUAAGAAACAAGGCUCAUCCGACUCACAUUUGGCACAUCUUCAAAGCAAACGAUUCUCCAGGGUUGAGGGAGGCAAUUUGUAAGUUUAGAGGAUAUGAACUUUUUUGCGGUUUAGGUAACAAGUGAAACAUUUUUGGGGUUUUAGGUAACAAGGGUAACAUUUUUUUUUUGAAUUUAGGUAACAAAUGGCAAAUUUUGGGAUUUUAGGUAACAAUUAAAACUUUUUUUUGUAUUUUAGGUAAAAAUUGAAAAAAUUUGAAUUUUUUAAAUUUUUUUUUAAUUUUCAGAGACAUGGAAGACAAAUACGUCCGCAAACUGGAACGCCUCGGUGCCUCCGGCCCCACUCGCCAUUUCGACGACAAAUCCGACUACAAGCCCAACUUUGAAAUCACGUACACGGACAAGAAGGGCCGAAUCCUCGACCAGAAGGAAGCGUUCCGCGAGUUGAGUUGGAAGUUCCACGGCAAAACCCCAGGCAAGAAGCAGAUCGAGAAACGCCAGGCCAAGCUGGCCAAGAAGGAGAAGAUGAAGAAAAUGAACAGCUCGGACACACCAUUAGGUACCUUGGCCAAACAGCUGAAGAAACAGGAACAAACUCAAAGCCCAUACUUGAUUUUGACCGGAUCACAACGGUCAGACAUGGCUCCGAUUCAGAAGGAUUAG